CCCCGGAAGUAGGGCGGUAACGCUGGUGCUUUGCUGUCGAGUCACCUCUGUCAAGCGGGAUGGGGGAAAAGGAACCGCUAUCAUGCUGAUAAACGCAGGAUCCCGACGGACUGAGCGUCAAUAACUUGAUGUAUUUACGUUCAGCCUGACCGUUUAUCUUCAAAUUACCGAAAUUGUCCCGUUACAGUUUGCCAAAAUGAUGGAAGAAAUCGACAGAUUCCAAGUGCCUCCUGUCAACGGAGAGACACAGCCUUUGGACCCAGCAGCAUCGUCCACUUUAGAGGCAGCAUCUGACCCUAAAGGAGAGAAUGUGGCCAUGAACUACAAGCCCUCCCCACUGCAGGUCCAGAUAGAGAAACAGAGAGACCUUGCCAGGAAGGCCUCAGUGAAGAACGGCACUGUGGGAAGUCCUGUCAAUCAGCAACCCAAGAAGAACGCCAGGACAAGGUUGGUGGUGCCAAACAAAGGUUACUCCUCUUUAGACCAGAGCCCGGAUGAGAAGCCGCUGGUUGCACUGGACACUGACAGUGACGAUGACUUCGACAUGUCCAGAUACUCUUCAUCAGGAUACUCCUCAGCCGAGGUGAGAUGUCUGAGGGACCAGCAAAUUAACCAGGAUUUGAACAUCCAGCUCCUGAAGGACGGGUACCGGCUUGACGAGAUCCCAGACGACGAGGACCUGGAUCUGAUCCCCCCCAAAGCAGUCAACCCCACCUGCAUGUGCUGUCAGGCUGCUUCCUCCACUGCCUGUCAGAUCCAGUAGCUACCCCGCUCCUCCUUCAUCCCCAGAUGUUUCUUUUUGCCAGCUGCUGAACAGAAUGGCAUCGAGGAGAAAAUAAAGAUUGACUUGAAAACAGGCAAAAGAGGAUGAGAAACUGAAUAUGUGCAGCACCUGUGCAUGUUCCUCCUAUGGCAGGAUCUGUGUCUUACGUCUGCAGUGUUGGUUCAGCAAGGAUGGAUUCAACGUGUGUCAGAGACCUUACCUCGAAGAAAACAGCGCUGCUUUUGCUUCUCCGUUUGAGUUUAUGCUUAGGGAGUUUUUGUUUUGCAUAAACGGUUUGUGCAAUGUCGCAAAAGAGGAGAAACGACCUGAAUGGAGGAGAAAGUUUCAGCCAAAUGACUUUUUGUCAUCAUUACUGUGUCAGUGGGCUGUCCAAGCACCCCACUUUGUCUCCUGGGGUAUAAUUUACCAUCCAUUAUAAUGACUGUAGUUUGAACAAGGCCAUUUUAUUUCCAAUUCCCUGAAUUCUUUCAGCUGCUCUGCUUCGUCUUCCCUCUUGAUAUCAGCAUCAGACUCCAAAACAAUGUGAGUGAGUCCGGCCAUGCCAGGAGAACAGUGCGAAUGAAACACGACUGGUCACCCUCUUCACAUCAAGCGCCAAUCUGUGUUAUACUGAGAUUAUCCUGGUUAUAUUUGUUUUAUGUUUAGUUAUAAGAAGCUAAAAAAAAUGCAUGUUGCCUGUUAACACUGUGUCCAGAUGACAGAUGUGCCGAUAUUUAUUUUUAUCCUACUGACCUACAGCCAACCCCCCAUACUAAAGAAAGAUACCGUACUUUGUAAAAUGGAACAUCGGUCAUAUUUAGGUUCACCUACUGCCAUUUUAAUACACGUAGAGGGGGAAAAAAACAUAAUGAGCUGCUGAGUCACUGCACAUUGUGUAGUUAUUCAUGAAACAUCAACGUUUUUAUUGUAGAACCUAUAAAAUAAGGCAAAUUAGUGAAGGUAAAGCUUAGAAAUGUCUUAGUUUUGAUACAAGGAAUGUUCUUGAGCUGAUGCCCCAUAGUUAUAAUUAAUCCUCCUGAUAAAGAUGUAAAAAAAAAA
This is a messenger RNA of Cyprinodon tularosa, 1822 nucleotides long. RefSeq names its product family with sequence similarity 219 member Aa (gene fam219aa). The record is from RefSeq and is a predicted model, not a curated record. Lineage: Eukaryota; Metazoa; Chordata; Actinopteri; Cyprinodontiformes; Cyprinodontidae. The transcript has 6 exons. The coding region runs from base 197 to 763 and encodes 188 amino acids.